This is a messenger RNA of Ostreobium quekettii, 342 nucleotides long. NCBI's taxonomy places the organism in Eukaryota, Viridiplantae, Chlorophyta, Ulvophyceae, Bryopsidales, Ostreobiaceae. The record is from the annotation of a GenBank genome assembly.
AUGGUGAAGCUAGUUAGGUUCUUGAUGAAACUUCCGGGAGAGACGGUCACGGUGGAGCUGAAGAACGGCACAGUUGUGUCGGGUACCAUCACAGGUGUCGACAUUGCGAUGAACACCCACCUAAAGGCAGUGAAGCUGAUUCCCAGGGGCAAGAACCCUGUCAGCAUGGACUAUCUCAGCGUGAGGGGCAACAACAUACGUUACUUCAUUCUGCCACCCAGUCUGAACCUGGACACCCUGCUUGUGGAUAUCGACCAGCCCAAGCAGAGGCCCAAGAGACCUGAGCGCCCAGUUGGCCGUGGACGGGGCCGAGGGCGUGGACGUGGCAGAGGAAGGAGAUGA